Messenger RNA from Anopheles darlingi, 750 nucleotides. RefSeq names its product phosphatidylinositol N-acetylglucosaminyltransferase subunit H (gene PIG-H). Gene Ontology annotation, biological process: GPI anchor biosynthetic process. NCBI's taxonomy places the organism in Eukaryota, Metazoa, Arthropoda, Insecta, Diptera, Culicidae. The record is from RefSeq and is a predicted model, not a curated record. The transcript is spliced from 4 exons. Gene Ontology annotation, cellular component: glycosylphosphatidylinositol-N-acetylglucosaminyltransferase (GPI-GnT) complex. The coding region runs from base 154 to 690 and encodes 178 amino acids.
UAUGGCGGUGAAAAAACUUUCCCAAAAAAAAGCGAAACCAGAAAAAUCCGAUUUUCUAGGUGAAUGGAGUUUUAGCUCCUUGCAUGAAACAGCAUCAACACGGAGUAAACAAAGAUUUCAGCCUCCGAUCACUCGGGGAUCCGUUCGCGGGAAAUGGGAAUCUUUUGGACCAGCGCUGGAAAACAGAUUCAGAUUAAAUUGGUGCACAAAUCCGCGAACGUUCUGCACCUAUCGGUGGAAAACACAAAGGCAGAUGAGGAACGGCGCCGGAUGCUCUUAUUCGUGCUCGGAACCUUAUUCUGCUUUUCGAUUUGCAUCCUCCUUUUUCGGCUAAGCACGGGCCACGCUGUGUUUCUCCUGCCGACGUUUAUCUUUGGCUAUCUGUACAGCAACGUUAUAAAAUCGGAACAACUGGUUCUAGUCAAAGACUUUGCCCUCCAAUGCUCGACAGCCUACGCAAACGGGACGGUCCGUAAUUCGCUGAUACCGAUAGAGUACAUCCAGGACAUCAUCAUCAACGAGGUUUUCUAUAACUUGAAAGUCAUAUUUGUACUGCAAGUGCUCACUAAAGGGAAUCUAUUUAGGAGGAAACCCAUAAUAACGCUACUGCAGCACCUUAAACCUGGACUGUCUUGCCUGAAAUUAAUCUUCGAAGAGAUACAUUCCGUGCUGGAGAUUGAAGACUGCUGAACGUACACGCGAAGUCGAUUACCUGCGAGAAGCCGGGAAAAAUUUCUCGAGAACAUCGAG